Molecule: messenger RNA, 596 nt
Organism: Colletotrichum acutatum
Lineage: Eukaryota; Fungi; Ascomycota; Sordariomycetes; Glomerellales; Glomerellaceae
Exons: 1
Coding region: 99-287 (62 amino acids)
Source: RefSeq, a predicted model, not a curated record
UAUUGAGGAAACACGUUGUUGCUCAGUCCAGAUACCGCAAGCAGGCUGUCAUUUCUCACUACCUUACAUGCAUCCGACUAGACCAUUCGGAGACGGCUAUGCCCCGCAUUAUGAGCCUCUGCACACGCACAAUAGGGCGAGCGCUACAAACGAGGCAACAUAAGCACUAUCCAACGACCGUCGGAAUCACGAUGCGUAACAUACCAUCACGUGUGGUUAACAUUAAGCCAGUGAGCCUCCCAGACUUGGUGCCGAGAAGAGGAGACGGCCAGGAGGAUGGAACAUGAGAAAGGCUGAGGUCAUGCCUCGUGACCACCAUCGUGAGAAAGCCUCAUUUGUGAUACGUGGAAUGCGGCUGUAUCCCCGAAUAGGGUAAUCUGUCGUACUUGAGUCCUUUUACCCCAGGGAUGUAGUGGGCGCGCCACCCGGAUGCAUGGAAGACAUGACGGACCUUGUCUCACCACACCGCACAUGUUCAUGAUCGGUCUGAAGCGGCACAGCCUCGGGGGAAAACGCCACACAGCCUUGGCGAUGAUCACCGAGUGACUCUCAACGCCACUGACCGUUCCGUGGCUGAAGACAAGUCUGUAUCUCAC